This is a messenger RNA of Trematosphaeria pertusa, 2399 nucleotides long. RefSeq names its product cryptochrome. The annotation marks the transcript as partial. Lineage: Eukaryota; Fungi; Ascomycota; Dothideomycetes; Pleosporales; Trematosphaeriaceae. The transcript has 3 exons. Gene Ontology annotation, molecular function: deoxyribodipyrimidine photo-lyase activity; FAD binding; damaged DNA binding. Gene Ontology annotation, biological process: photoreactive repair. The record is from RefSeq and is a predicted model, not a curated record.
AAAUAACACAAACCUGCCAGUUCGCCGACUCCAACUCCAUUUUGCUUUGCCAUGUGAGCUCGAGCCAAUGGCUGCUGCAGGAGACAUCCCCUGCACACGUCAUGCCCCGGCGCUGCAUCUUGGUAGCAAAUGCAGAAACGGAUCUCCACACAGCUAGGCGUCUACGGCAGUCUAACGUGUCCACCGCCCCAAAUAUCUGACGGGUGACACUCUUUCCUAGCGCUGCAGAGUCCUAGAAUUUUCGGAGAGCGGCCCUAGAAAGACGGCGGACCGAUCAUGACGUUGCGCAUUUGAACCAUCGCUCUCCGCCUCUCUUCUCUUUGUACCACAUACACCUCGACGAUGUUGCUUUUGUGUAUGCACACACGAAACUUACCUCUACGAGGCUCAUUUCUUUGAUGCUGCGGCGGUGUGUCACUUGGCCCUUGUGCAGCCAGUCCUUUUGUUCUUGUUGCUUGGAGCGCGAAACCGGUCUUUCUCUGAAUGAUUACGACGGAAUGGCUGGCGCGAAGCCUCGCGUGCUCAUCUAUCUUCUUCGGCGAGAUGUUCGUCUCUCGGAUAAUCCGGUCUUUCAUGCCGCAUCCACGUACCCGUCGAUGAGGGUGAGCAACGAGAGAUCUGCGCAGAACUCUGAUACGCGCAAUCAGGAAGACCCCCUAAUAUCACAGCAUGAGGUUCCGGCGUUUACGCAUCUUCUGCCUGUAUACGUAUUUCCGGCACAUCAGGUCGAAGUUUCGGGGUUCCUUCCAUCUCCAACGGACCACUCUCCCUAUCCGCAGGCGCGCAGUCGAGUGGCCCGCGUUUGGCGUACGGGGCCGCAUCGUGCCAAGUUUAUGGCCGAAGGAGUCUGGGAUCUGAAAGAGAGGCUGGAAAGCUUGGAAUGCGAAUCAGGGCUAGAAGUAAGAGCUGGUAUGAUCGGCGAAGUCGUUGAGAAUAUGCUGGAAUGGUAUGCUGGAGAUGCCAGUGGUAGGAGAGCGGAAGUGGCGGGGAUCUGGAUUACAGGUGAAGAAGGAACGGAAGAGAAGGAUGACGAGGCCGAUUUGAAGCGCAUAGCGGAGAAGAGGGGCGUCGAGUUCAAGGUAUGGCAGGACGACAAAUAUUACAUCGAUGAUAGCGAUCUGCCCAUCGACAUCUCCGAUCUGCCGAAUGUUUACACUACAUAUCGCAAGUCACUCGAACCACUCCGGUCCAGGCCGAGGCGCACUCUACCCACCCCGAAACAGCUUCCACCGCUACCUCCGAACAUACCGCCGCAGAAACGUCCAUUUGAGAUCCCGAACAACUUACCUGGAUUGACCAAAGCUCUUUUGUCGCCUUUGGAGGAUGAUUCAACAUAUGGUCUACCUUCCUCCCCUCGGUGGCCCUCUAAUGUGCGGUCGGCACAUCCUUUCAAAGGAGGUGAAACUGUAGCUCAGGACCGGCUUUCUCAUCUCAUAUCCGGAGGAGCUAUGAGUUCAUACAAAUCUACCAGAAAUGGCAUGCUGGGUCUCGAUUUUAGCACGAAACUUUCUGCAUUCCUCGCUCAGGGUCACCUUACUGCUAGGCAAAUCCAUUGGGCAAUGGUCGAUUUUGAGGAAGGGAGGGGCCCUGGAAAGGAUAUUGCGGGCUAUGGGAAAGGAGAAAAUGAUGGAACUGCCGCAGUGAGAUUCGAGCUUCUCUGGCGAGACUACAUGCGGCUAUGUGCAAGAAAGUUUGGUGCAAAAAUGUUCAGCGUGCACGGUAUCCGCGUUCCACCCCGCCGGGAUCAACCACGCCCAUCGCGCAAACGAUGGAAAUGUCUCAGCCACAGUGGCGGUGUGGGAGAUGACCCUGAGAAAACUCGAGAGGUCUUUGCCCGCUUCAGAUCUGGCCGCACUGGUAUCGGCCUCGUGGACGCUUCGAACCGCGAACUAUUCCUCACAGGCUACACCUCGAACCGCGCACGACAAAACGUCGCUUCCUUCCUUACUUCCCAACUCGGCAUUGACUGGCGCAUCGGGGCCGAAUGGUACGAGUUCCUUCUCAUAGACUAUGAUAUGCCUAAUAACUGGGGCAACUGGCAAUACGUUGCGGGCGUCGGUAAUGAUCCACGGGAAGGCCGCGUUUUCAACCCGGUCAAACAAGCGCUGGAUUACGAUAGUCAGGGCGAGUACAUAAAGGCUUGGGUACCAGAGCUGCGAGGCGUGAAGCUGACGAGGAGCUUGGGGCCCAAUAAGGAAGAGGUGGAUCAGCAGAGGUUGAUGGGUUUGUACCAGGCGUGGAGGUUAGGCGAAUGGGAGAAGGAGCAUCUAGGGUUGAGGGGCAUCGAAUGGGUGGAGCAUCCGCUUGUGAGGAUACAGUUUUCGGUUGGGAGGGGUAAGGGAGCGGAUGGUGGACGAGGCAGAGGUCGGGGUGGGCGAGGGAGGGGUAGGGAGAGGGGG